CUGGUGAAAACGAUGAAUUUAUUAUGACCACUAACGCAUUUGGAAUCUUUGAAGGCAUAAAUAUGACUACUCCAAUGGGACCAAUUCAGAAAGCCUUUCAUGAGUUUUAUGUCAUCUCUCCAAAAUUAUUGUUGGUCCUUUGUGAUAGUAGAUUUCGAGGUGGUAUGUUUGAAUUUGAGGAUAAUUUUUUUGGAAUCAAAUAUCGUUCGAUUUUUGAAGAUGAUCCUCAUCCACCACCGAUUCCGGAAUAUGUAAAUAUCUCUCAACUUAAAUUAAAACUAGACAGUGAAUCUGAUGAUGAAUUUGAUUGUUUUGAAAAAGAUUGGUGGGAUAAGCAAACAGGUAUCAAAAGGCAACCUGAUGACAAAUUUACUUUUACAUUCGUCAAAGUCAAUUCAGCCACUGUUGACAUCGUAAAUUCUAUUUUGCUUAAUGAGGCAACUCCAGACCUACAAGUAUCAUUUCUUUCCCUUUCAUACCUUUAUAAGACAAUAGUUAAAUACAAUAAAAGUGUUAAGGACACCAGUACACUGAAAAACUUCUCAAAUAUGAAAAAGACUUUGUUCAGGGAAUUAAAUAGAACUCAUGAAGAGGACUUAAAUCUCAGAAAAAAUAUGUCUGCCGGCAAUAG
Molecule: messenger RNA, 631 nt
Organism: Racocetra fulgida
Lineage: Eukaryota; Fungi; Glomeromycota; Glomeromycetes; Diversisporales; Gigasporaceae
Source: the annotation of a GenBank genome assembly